Formica exsecta is the source of this 708-nucleotide messenger RNA. RefSeq lists its product as uncharacterized. Lineage: Eukaryota; Metazoa; Arthropoda; Insecta; Hymenoptera; Formicidae. The coding region runs from base 1 to 708 and encodes 235 amino acids. The record is from RefSeq and is a predicted model, not a curated record. The transcript has a single exon.
AUGAUUCUUGGUACCGCCAGAUUCAUAAACAAUAUUGUAUUUGGUGACCUUCCUCGGAUUGUGAUGCAUAAUGUCCCGAUUGCAUAUAAGGAGUCCGUGGUGUACUUAGGGUUCACUAUAUCUCGAACACUAUCUUGGAACAAUCAAGUCACCAAAACUUGUGCUAAGGUAAAUGCAGCGCGAUAUCAACUUAAGCUUUGUGGUCAUCUAUUUCCUCAGCCUCUUCGUGCACGAUUAGUCGCAGCAUUGAUCUUUCCGGUGUUCGACUAUUACUGUACUGUCUUAACGGAUAUCACCAGUGAACACAAUUUAAGACUGCAAAGAGCCUGCAAUGCCUACGUCAGAUACGUCUUUCGGGUAAAGAGAGAUGAGCACAUCACACCUUUCUUUGACAGACUUGAUUGGUUGAAAAUCAAAGCAAAGCGGAAAUACUUCGUGGGAUGCCUGAUCUUCAAUAUUCUACUAUCGGAAAGAGCUAUCGACCUGUUCAGUGUCUUCAAGACUCGCGGCAAUGUCUCGGCUUGUAACACCAGGGCUCCUCAGGAUUAUCUCGCACUACCUCUGUGCCGCACUGUACUCUUUAAAAAAUCCUUCAGAUGUGUUGCUGCGGAACUAUGGAAUGGGAUUCCCCUUGAGAUUCGUUCUGCCACCAAUCAAAAGGACUUUAAGACCAAAUUUUUUAAUCAUCUACGUCGCAGCAUCACUUAA